CUGGGCGGGGCCUGGAGUGUUGUGCUUAGCAGCUGCUCUGCUUCGGUGUAGAAGUGACAACAACAUGGUGCUGAGAGGCUGCAGGAGGCUCCUCGCCCCUCUGCUGGGCCCUGGCUGGGCGGGGAGGGACCCCAGGGUAAGGGCCCCCAGCUCCGUGCCUGCCAGGAUGUGCAAUAUCACUGCCUGCUCCUACAAGCUGAGUCUUGUUCCCGCAGUGCACCCCUUAUGGAAAGGACCGACGGAGGUUCCCGGAGGCGCCCGCCAGUCGCCCAUCGACAUCCGCGUGCGGGACAGCAUCUUCCACCCCCAGCUGACCCCCAUCAAGACCCAGUAUGACCCCAACACCUGCCUGCACGUCUGGAACAACGGCUACGCCUUCCUGGUGGAGUACGACGACUGCACCAACAAGUCCGUGGUGAGCGGGGGACCCCUGGAGAACCCCUACAGGCUGAAACAGUUCCACUUCCACUGGGGGGUGAACAACGACUGGGGCUCCGAGCACACGGUGGACAGCAAGGUGUUCCCGGCAGAGCUGCACCUCGUGCACUGGAACUGCUCCAGGUAUCAAAGCUUCGAGGAGGCCAUUAUGGAGGAGAACGGUCUGGCGGUUAUCGGAGUGUUUUUAAAGGUUGGCCAGCACCACUCGAAGCUGCAGAAGUUGGUGGACAUUCUACCCUCGGUCAGAUACAAGGACUCGCUUACUGAAUUCAAUUACUUCGACCCCUCCUGCUUUCUGCCAAGCUGUAACGACUACUGGACAUAUGCUGGAUCCUUGACCACGCCGCCGCUGACCGAGUCCGUGACCUGGAUUAUGAUGAAGAAACCCAUCGAGGUCGACCACAGUCAGUUGGCCGUGUUCCGCAGUCUCCUCUACAGCGCCGUGGGGGAGGAUGAGAAGAACAUGGUGGACAACUUCCGCCCUCUUCAGCCGCUCAUGAACCGCACCGUCCAUGCCACCUUCCAGCCGGCGCUCAAGCUCUCCGACGCCAAGCCGCAGCGGCAGCAGUCCACGUAAACGCCUCGCUUGCCGGUGGCCCGAGUCAGAUACCG
Nanorana parkeri is the source of this 1050-nucleotide messenger RNA. It is a transcript of the gene CA5A, whose product is annotated as carbonic anhydrase 5A. The record is from RefSeq and is a predicted model, not a curated record. Gene Ontology annotation, molecular function: carbonate dehydratase activity; zinc ion binding. Gene Ontology annotation, cellular component: cytoplasm; mitochondrion. NCBI's taxonomy places the organism in Eukaryota, Metazoa, Chordata, Amphibia, Anura, Dicroglossidae. The coding region runs from base 65 to 1015 and encodes 316 amino acids. The transcript has 7 exons.